Molecule: messenger RNA, 261 nt
Organism: Staurois parvus
Lineage: Eukaryota; Metazoa; Chordata; Amphibia; Anura; Ranidae
Source: the annotation of a GenBank genome assembly
UCAGGGGUCUUGCAGCCUCAUAGGAUAAUCAGGAAUGAAUGCAAACUCCUCCUACAAGCAUUAACCAGUGCUCUGCUGGACACUGAUAGAAGUCACAAGACUGCUCUAACUGCUGAUGAGAAAAGGUAUUUAGCAGUUUAUAUUUACUAAAAUAAGUCCACUUCCAUGUUCUGUGUACUUUGGGAGACCAAAUAUAGUAGAUGCAGGGUCCUGGGUUUAGUACCACUUUAAUUUUAAGUCUAUUUGGAAAUGCGUGUAGCA